Molecule: messenger RNA, 826 nt
Organism: Choloepus didactylus (southern two-toed sloth)
Lineage: Eukaryota; Metazoa; Chordata; Mammalia; Pilosa; Megalonychidae
Gene: GHRL
Product: ghrelin and obestatin prepropeptide
Exons: 5
Coding region: 262-615 (117 amino acids)
Biological process (GO): positive regulation of growth hormone secretion; gastric acid secretion; negative regulation of inflammatory response
Cellular component (GO): extracellular region
Molecular function (GO): ghrelin receptor binding; growth hormone-releasing hormone activity
Source: RefSeq, a predicted model, not a curated record
CAGCUGGAGGAGAUUCACCACUCAAGCCAACCCAGCAAUUUCCCGGUGCAUUUUGACCUCCAUUGUUGAUUUCUAACCAGAGGACGUGAGCAUUUUUGGUUCCCAAGGAAUGUAAAGUAGCCCCCUGGGAGCAAAGCUGUCCCUGCGGUGGGGCUGCUUGUUUAAAACAAACACCGGGCUUCAUAUAUAAGGACCAGACCAUCACCAGCACCAUCUGCACCAGGAGUCCCAGGUAACUCCGUAUCCAGCCCAGCUGAGACCAUGCUCUCCCCAGCUACCCUCUGCAGCCUGCUGCUCCUCACUGUGCUCUGGGCCAACAUGGCCAGGGCAGGCUCCAGCUUCCUAAGCCCCGAAUACCAGAAAGCCCAGCAGAGAAAGGAGUCCAAGAAGCUGCUGACCAAACCACAGCCCCGGGCUAUAGAAGGCUGGCCCCACCCAGAGGAUGAACGUCAGGCAGAAGGGGCAGAGGAUGAGCUGGAAAUCCAAUUCAAUGCCCCCUUGGACGUUGGAAUCAAGCUUUCAGGGGCUCAGUACCAGCAGCAUGGACGGGCCCUGGGGAAGUUCCUUCAGGACAUCCUUUGGGAAGAGGCCAAGGAGGCCCAGGCUGACCAGUGAUCAUCCCCAAGGCCGACCCCACCUCUGGUUUCCACCUCACCUUGGCAGCAAUUAGCUUGCUUGUAAUGCUUUUGUGACCAACGUCCUACAAUGUUGCACUAGCUUAGGAAGGGAAUAAAUAAUCAAACUAUAUGCUAAACGUUUAAAAUAGGAAUUUAUUUCACCAAGCAGGAAAACUUCACACUUCAUUGAAAUAAAUCAAUCUUUAAAA